This is a messenger RNA of Debaryomyces hansenii CBS767, 1251 nucleotides long. It is a transcript of the gene ARG1, whose product is annotated as argininosuccinate synthase. Gene Ontology annotation, cellular component: cytoplasm. Bases 1 to 1251 code for a protein of 416 amino acids. NCBI's taxonomy places the organism in Eukaryota, Fungi, Ascomycota, Pichiomycetes, Serinales, Debaryomycetaceae. Gene Ontology annotation, molecular function: ATP binding; argininosuccinate synthase activity. Gene Ontology annotation, biological process: L-arginine biosynthetic process; urea cycle. The record is from RefSeq and is a predicted model, not a curated record. The transcript has a single exon.
AUGUCUAAAGGUAAGGUUUGUUUGGCAUACUCAGGUGGUUUAGAUACCUCAGUCAUUUUGGCUUGGUUAUUGGAAGAAGGAUAUGAAGUUAUCGCUUAUUUGGCUAACAUUGGUCAAGAGGAAGACUUCGAAGAAGCCGAAAGAAAGGCUUUAGCAAUUGGUGCCACCAAGUUUGUUGUUGUUGAUGUCAGAAAGGAAUUCGUUGAACAAGUUUGUUUCCCAGCUAUCCAAACUAACGCUAUUUACGAGAAUGUCUACUUAUUAGGUACUUCGUUAGCUAGACCAGUUAUUGCUCAAGCUCACAUCAAGGUUGCUGAAGAAAACGGAUGUUUUGCUGUUUCUCACGGUUGUACUGGUAAGGGUAACGAUCAAGUUAGAUUUGAAUUAGCUUUUUAUGCAUUGAAACCAGAUGUUACUGUUAUUGCUCCAUGGAGAGACCCAGACUUUUUCAACAGAUUUGCAGGUAGAAAAGAUUUAUUAGAAUAUGCUGGUUCUAAGAACAUCCCAGUUGCUCAAACCAAGGCUAAGCCAUGGUCAACCGACGAAAACUUGGCCCAUAUUUCCUUCGAAGCUGGUAUUUUAGAAGAUCCUGAUACCACUCCACCUAAGGAUAUGUGGAAAUUGACUGUCGACCCACUCGAUGCUCCAGAUACCCCAGAAGAUUUCUCUGUUUACUUUGAAAAAGGUAUACCAAAGAAAUUGAUCUUAGAUGGUGGUAAGAAGGUCAUUACUGAACCAGUCGAAUUGUUUACUGAAGCUAACGCUUUAGCCAGAAGAAAUGGUGUCGGUAGAAUUGAUAUUGUUGAGAACAGAUUCAUUGGUAUCAAAUCUAGAGGUUGUUAUGAAACUCCUGGUUUGACCAUUUUAAGAUCUGCACACAUUGAUUUGGAAGGUUUGACUCUUGAUCGUGAAGUCCGUGCCAUUAGAGAUCAAUUUGUUACCACUACUUACUCCAAAUUAUUGUACAAUGGUAUGUACUUUACACCAGAAUGUGAGUAUGUUAGAACCAUGAUUGACCCAUCCCAAAAGACCGUAAAUGGUGUUGUCAGAGCUAGAGCUUACAAGGGAUCCUUGUCUAUUUUAGGUAGAUCUUCUGAUACUGAAAAGUUAUAUGACGAAACCGAAUCAUCUAUGGACGAAUUAACUGGCUUUUCCCCAGAAGACACAUCCGGAUUUAUUGCCGUUCAAUCCAUUAGAAUCAAAAAAUAUGGUGAAGCAGUUAGAGAAAAGGGUAAUACAUUAUCUUUAUAA